Molecule: messenger RNA, 954 nt
Organism: Gavia stellata (red-throated loon)
Lineage: Eukaryota; Metazoa; Chordata; Aves; Gaviiformes; Gaviidae
Product: olfactory receptor 10A7
Biological process (GO): G protein-coupled receptor signaling pathway
Cellular component (GO): membrane
Molecular function (GO): G protein-coupled receptor activity; olfactory receptor activity
Source: RefSeq, a predicted model, not a curated record
AUGAACCAUACAGAAAAAGUUGGUAGAAGCACCUGCACCACAGUGAUUGUGUUCAUUCUCCUGGGCCUCUUCAGACAUCCUGAGCUGCAGAUCUUGUUUUUCUUUAUGUUUCUACUGAUUUAUACUAUUACUAUCAUAAGGAACAGCCUUAUCAUCAUUGUCAUCAUUUAUAGACCCAAGUACUUUUUUCUCAGGGUCCACUCCUUCAUGCUAUGUACUACUUCAGUCAUUGUACGCAAGAUGUUAGUGAAUUUUCUGUCACAGGACAAGAGCAUUUCUUACACAGGCUGUGCUGCCCAGCUGUACUUCCUGAUUUUUCUAGCAGCUCCUGAGUCCUAUCUAUUUGUUGCCAUGGCCUACAACCAUUAUUACAUGGCCAUUUGCAAACCCCUGAGAUAUACAAUUAUAAAGAACAGAAGGGUUUCUUUUUCCCUAGUCCUGCUGUCUUUCCUCUCUGGUAAUGCUGUGUAAGUGGUGCAAAGUACUUAGGUGUUCACAUUGCCAUUUUGUGGGCCUAAAAAGAGUAACUAUUUCUUCUGUGAUAUCUCACCAGUGUGCAUACUUCUGUGCACUGAAACAUCUCUGUAUGAAAUUCAGGCCAUGACAAUAAAAGUACUGGUCAUUUCCACCCCAUUUUCUCUCAUCCUUCUAUCCUACAUCUUCAUCACCUCCAGGAUUUUGACAAUGUCUUCUGCAAAGGGAACAUACAAGAUCUUUUGCACCAGUUCUUCCCAUCUACUAGUAGUGAUGCUGUACUACGGGAGUGGCAGCCUGAUUUACCUAACACCCAAGUUCAGCUAUCCACAGGACGCUAAAAAAUUGCUGGCUUUAAUGUGCACAACCAUAAGUCCCAUGUUGAAUCCCAUUAUUUAUAGCUUGAGAAAUAAGGAUGUGAAAAGAAUUUUAAGAACAAUGAUGACGAAAGUGAGGAAAGCUCCAGACACAGACAUCUAA